Podospora bellae-mahoneyi is the source of this 2827-nucleotide messenger RNA. RefSeq lists its product as uncharacterized. The coding region runs from base 662 to 2722 and encodes 686 amino acids. Gene Ontology annotation, biological process: peroxisome inheritance. The transcript is spliced from 2 exons. Gene Ontology annotation, cellular component: extrinsic component of intraperoxisomal membrane. Lineage: Eukaryota; Fungi; Ascomycota; Sordariomycetes; Sordariales; Podosporaceae. The record is from RefSeq and is a predicted model, not a curated record.
CAAUGGCCCACGGUGCCAUAGUUCGCCGCAAUGGACAGGAAACCCCGGCUCGUUUGAAGGAGCUAUGGGCGCUCUCCUGGGGAUCCUGGGCGUUGAAUCAGACGUUGAAUCAAAUCUGAAUUCUCGUCAGAAAGACCGGACAAUUCCAGCUUCUCGAGAAUUUUCAACGCCGUUUGUCCAUCCUGGCCUGCCCUGCGUUUGCCGCGGCCGUUGCUGGAAUCAACCCGACACGGCAGAACAAGGACGGGAGUGGGGCGGCUUUUCGCAGUUGCGCCCACAGCGGUUCGAUCGGCGUCAGCUUUGCUCCCUUUUGGCCACUGAUUGUGACGGAAGAGACGGUACUGUCUUCAACUUCAUCCGUUUGCCAGCUUCUUUGCCCAUUGUACUCGCUCUUUUCUUGUUGCAUCCAGCGUCCAGCAUCACUAGCCCGGCCCCCCUCUACAGUGCUGUCACGUAGCACCAGCAACUUCCCCGGCAAAUCUGUCAAUAGAUCAGAAUCAUCGUCCCAUUUCGAAACGCAUCUCUUUAUAACACCAGUUUCGCAUCCGCAUAGCCGCCGAGAUCUCCUAGUCCAGUCUUCCUGUUGGCCUCCUAUCUCUGCGUCAUGCCCGCCGUUCUUCAACCCACACGAUCAUGAUUUACGACCUCGAUUGAAUGAACAAUGGACUCCUCGCGAACACGGGGAGCAUCUUUCACGGCUCCGCGCCGCGUCUUUACGGCACCAGUCCACCAGCCUGCGGUAGCGCCCCCGCGGCCAUCUUCCUCCUCCUCCGCUUCGCAACCCACCGGCGGUCUCGUCGAUACUCUUUACGACCAUCCUAAUGUGAAAAUCGUUUCCUUCUCGGCAGGAUCCCAGUUCCUUGCCAUUGGCUCCAAAGGCACGGGUCCCGACAUUGAGCCUGGCUCGCUAUCUUGGUCCUCACAGUUAGAGCGGACCAUUGCAGUCGGACCUUUCCGCAUUUACCGCGCCCCUGGAUCAGUCGCAUUCCUGAGCUGCGGCUCUGCAUUACAACCCAUUUUGAAGAAGAGUCAGGUCUGGUGCGUGGACGAAGAACCCAGCAAGUUCGUACUACAGAUACGACGCCCCCAGUAUUGGCGGAUUGAAGUACCAGUGAAGGAUCCCGAGGACCAGCGACGAGCCGAAGUGUUGCGAGAGGUCUUUGACCAGAUUCUGCAGUUUGAAAAGACUCCGUGUCCUUUCGCGAGGUCUUUCACCGUUGACCUUCCAGAAAGCGCUCCUGUCAAGUUGAAGCCAUGGACACCAGCGCGGAGAUCCAGUGCCUGUCUCCCUGUGCAACCAUCUACGCCAGUCGAGAUUGCGCAUAUCCAUCGGGGUCCACCACGAGGGUCGAUUUGCCUUGGCGACCUGUCAUUGAGUGAACAAGGCAAAUACUUGGAUUCGACACUGGAAGAAAACCCAAGAGAACACAAGGCAAAAUCCCAGGCUCAUGAGGGCUCGCCUGUAGGAGAGCCGAGCGGAAAGGCGUUGCGCCCAUCACCCCUUAAGAUUAAGAAGACUGAAGAAAAGGGGCCUGUCACCCCUCCACAGCUCACAGUGGUCACGCCGCCCCCUUCAAAUCCCAAAAAGACGAGGACUCCACGAGAAGUAUCACCCGAGAGUGCCAGCUUUCAGUCACCAAAAAAUUCUCAGGAUUCCUUUCGCAGUCCAGAUUCAUGGGCUUCAAACUCUCUACCUUUGUCGCCACCCCUGUCCAGCCCAGGGUCCCCUCGAAGCUCUCUACCCUUCAGAACUAGCCUCCAGAACUCGUGCCUUGAUACCCCUACAACACCCGUUGCAGCACCUAGCAACAACCUUACCACAGCCGCCAAGGCAUCACAGUCAUGGAGUAUCUCCACCUCCGAAUCCGGAAGGACGGAGAACAGCGAGGAAGCCACUCUAUCCUCCUCCAUCUCUGAAUUGGAAUGCUCCCCAAAGUCCAAGGCCCCAGCGUCAAGACAACAGUCUAUUCCUUCCAUUAUCCACUCGGUCCCAGAAGAAGCCAUCGAAGACGAGCCAGAAUACGAGUCCUUCCCCACAGCGUUCACCACACCAACUCCUACCAUUUCCAUCUCGCCAUCUCCUUCCUCGACGACGAUCACCACGCCCACACAACAGCAACGCCGUCCGGGUAUCCGUCGGGCUACUACUUCAUCUUCGCUAGCCCCCGACCGUAGGGCGUGGUCUCCUCUCCCCCCUGCAGCGGACCUCUUCACCCCACGCAGCACACUCACAUCUUCCCCACCUUCCAACCGCCAGAUGCGCAGUCUGCCGAUGAUGGUGGUGCAAAAGACGUGCGAGAUUCUGAUGUCACCUCCCUCUCACCUCAUCAGUCUGAUGCUGAAGAUUGCGGCGAGGAUCUUGGCAGGGGAGUGGAAGGGGUUGAUAUUUGGGUGGGGGGAGAAGGGGGAGAGGUUGGAAGUGGAGUGGGAUUGGAGUGAUGACGACAUCAGUCCUCAGCAGCAGCAGAGAAAGAAGACGAUGGGGACAAGGGCGAGGGGGUGGUCGACGCUUACGGUUAAUAAUAGUAAUGGUAAUAAUGCGAAUGAGAGGGUGGAUGACUGGUGGUUGAAGAGGAAGAAGAGUAGGGAUCAGAUGGCGGGGACUUUCCCGGAGAGUGAUGAUGAGGAGGAGGGGGUUGAUCCUCUCGAGGUUAAGAACAGGAGGGUGAAGGCGUUGAGUGGUGGGGAGGAUGAGGAUGCGAUGAGCUCGGGGGUGGAUUAGAGGCUUUACCCCCGGUUUGUUGUUGGAUCAUUAUCAUCUCCUGAGCUGUCGUCGCCUACGAGGAGGAAGAGGAGGGGGGUUUUUGAGGCGUUGAGGGAGGUGGGG